CACCCUCCAUAAUCUGCACCGACUAGGCACUUUAAAUUCUGUUCACUGGUGCACACAGAGCCAGUGCUGAAAAACACAGACACAGACAUUGUUGCAUGUCUGUGAAAAAAAAAGCAAAAAACACAACACCCCCUACCACCACCACCACUGGGAUUUAUGCUCACUCCCUAUAGGUCAACGCCAUGAAUGGGGACUCAGUUCCCCUGGUGGGUAGCCGGUGAACCUACUUUGUGUUCCAACGCCAUCCCACUGGUUACGCUGCGGAUGAGAAGUCGAAGGGAUGUCGCUGUUCACCACUUGCUGUCGAGGCUUGUACAGCUGCCAGUGGAAACGCUCGAGGAAUGCCAGGACAAGUAAAAGUGCAUGCUUUUGGUUCUCAUUCCUCACUUUGAUCACCUUGCUGUCGGUGUGUUGGAUGUACAUCUGUCUGGUCACUUCAAAUGACCGAGAGGAUGUCAACUGGAAGGGCUUUAUCAAACUGAAGCGUUGGGUGAACUGGUUCAUGGUGCUGAUCAUCGUCUCAGCGGUGUUAACCAGCUACUGUGUACUGCUGCUGCUUUUUGCUUUAUUCCAAGUUGCCUUGAGAGAACCACUCAACCUACAUUGGCUCCAUAAGUGCCUCCUUAUCCUCAGUUUGCUUUUCAUCUCUCUUGGGAUCAUCGGAAUAAGUCUCCAGUGGAUGAGAGAAUGGCCAACUGUUCCUCUCUCACUCCAGGCGACUGCUCCUUUCUUGCAAUUCGGUGCUGUUGGAAGUUUGGUUCUGCUGAGCCCAUUUGUCUUCGAGGGAUUCCACAUGGCCAAAAGCAAAUGGUCUGGCUUCCUGAUGGCGUCGUUGUGCGCUGUAGUUUCUGCAGCCGUCCUUCUGUGUCCUUUACUCAUCCAUUCACCUUGUCUGAUCGACCACAGCGACUUGCCUCCGAAGCCGAAGCUCAUCGGCCACAGAGGCGCACCAAUGCUAGCUCCCGAGAACACGAUGAUGUCAUUCCGAAAGAGCCUUCAAUGCGGCGUGACGGCAUUUGAGACAGACGUGCAGAUCAGUAAGGACAGAAUUCCAUUCUUGAUGCACGAUCAUCACUCAGGCUUCUUAAGGAGAACAACUGACGUCAAAAAGAAGUUUCCGCACACCGAUUUCAAUGCGAGCACGGAGCUGAGCUGGACAGACUUGAAAAGUCUGAACGCGGGUGAAUGGUUCCUACAAACGGAUCCUUUCCGCUCACUGUCUCAGCUCUCUGCGGAGGAUAAAGAAGAAGCCCGGAAUCAGAGCGUUGCAUCUUUCCUGCAGCUCCUGCACCUCGCCAAGAGCCACAACGUAUCGGUCAUAUUCGACCUUUACAGUCCCGACCAGAAGAAUGACACGGUGGAUGUGAUCAGAACCAUCCUGAUGUCUGAACUGGACCCAAGCCUGGUCCUGUGGCUUCCUCCAACAGAGCGAGACUAUGUGAAAACAGCCGCUCCGAGCUUGGUCCACGUCUACGACAACGAGCACGACAUGUUUCAAAACGGAGGCAACCAUCUCAAUCGGCAGUACAACAAGUUGAACGCGGAGCAAAUCAGGCAUCUUGUGGGUCAAAACGUAACGGUGAACGUGUGGGUGGUCAAUGAGUCGUGGCUCUUCUCAUUGCUGUGGUGCGCCGGGGUCAGCUCCGUCACCACCAACGCUUGCCAUCUCCUCAAGGACUUGCGGCAGCCCAACUGGAUCAUGGUACAAGUACUCGCGCCCCUUUCGCGCCUACACAAGCAGGUUGCAGCGUUGAAACUGAAGGCUGUAGAGAAAGGCAGGUGCCCCUCGAAUGUCUUGGCAUGUCGCUCAUCCGAAUGGGUGUGUUUCAGGCCCGUCGGACGUACGCACUGGUGUGGAUCGCAGUGGACGUGGUUUCUGUUGUCCUGAUGGUUGGGGUGUACUUGCUUCAGCGGAAAAGGCGAUGCUGCCCGACAAAAGGAAGCGGAUGCCCAAAUCACAACAAGGAAGACAACAAUCAAAGGAAUAUCAGAAUGAUGCAUUAAUGAAUGCAAAAUGCAAGAAAGCACAAUAUGCUACGUUACGGCUUUGUUUAUUACGCAGCUGCAAUGCUUUCCAUACAAGAGCCGUCCGUUCGUCUAUCCAUCCAUUUAUCUGUCCAUCCAUCCAUCGCUGACAUCAGACUCAUCAUCAACUGCAAUUCCAAUUAUUCCCCAAAGUGGCAAUAAUUGAUGAUGAUCAACGAAAAUGAUCAACGAUACUAGUAAGUCAGUGAUGUGUCAAUAAUGCGUGAAUAAUUUGACAUAUAAGUCGCUCCAGAGUAUAGGUCGCACCCCCAGUGGCCAAACUAUGAAAACAACUGCGACUUGUCGUCGGAAUAGGACAAUCUAUAGCCGUUUGAUUUUUGGAAGUUCAUAAAAUUUCAAUGAUGGACUGAAAGAGUUCAUUUGCAAAUGUGUGUCAUUUCAAAAAAAGUGUAAAUAACAGACAAGGACAAACACAAGUCUAAACAUAUCCGCCCUGGAGAGUGAUAAUGUUAUUUUUGUUUAAUGCUGUUAAUAAAUGCA
Syngnathus typhle (broad-nosed pipefish) is the source of this 2526-nucleotide messenger RNA. RefSeq names its product glycerophosphodiester phosphodiesterase domain containing 2 (gene gdpd2). Gene Ontology annotation, biological process: lipid metabolic process. Gene Ontology annotation, molecular function: glycerophosphodiester phosphodiesterase activity. The record is from RefSeq and is a predicted model, not a curated record. Lineage: Eukaryota; Metazoa; Chordata; Actinopteri; Syngnathiformes; Syngnathidae. Gene Ontology annotation, cellular component: membrane. The coding region runs from base 281 to 1888 and encodes 535 amino acids. The transcript is spliced from 14 exons.